This is a messenger RNA of Megalobrama amblycephala (Wuchang bream), 1853 nucleotides long. It is a transcript of the gene lg1h17orf75, whose product is annotated as linkage group 1 C17orf75 homolog. The transcript is spliced from 10 exons. Lineage: Eukaryota; Metazoa; Chordata; Actinopteri; Cypriniformes; Xenocyprididae. The coding region runs from base 204 to 1388 and encodes 394 amino acids. Gene Ontology annotation, cellular component: trans-Golgi network. The record is from RefSeq and is a predicted model, not a curated record.
UCCCGAACGAAUCCCCACUACAGCGCAUGCGUACAAGCACUGCUGUGACUUAAGUAAAAUGUCACGUAGAAUUUAAAUGGAUUUUCAAACAAAAUAAUUACACGACUUUAAAGCAUUGAUAUCUUUAGGACAACUGAAGCUUAUUAGUUAUCGGAAUAGCACAUAAUCCGUAGUGUCGCUAGUCUUCUUGGCUUUGCAGAGACAUGUUUACAUCCCAGACCUCUUCCUUCCAGGAGUCCAUAGACGUGGAUGAGAGGGAUGUAGACUUCGACAACGAGGAGAUCGCCGGAUACAGCCAGAAAAUACAACAGAUUAACAGCUACUAUGCAAUAUAUUACUACCAAAACACAAGAUCUGAGGCUUCUGGAGAGAGUGUGGCCUGGAGCCAGAGGAGAUCUGACUCAACCACAAGUCAAGAUGACUUUAGUCUCACCCUGCUGGACGCCAGCUUGCCAUCCGAGGCGGAACCAGAGCUACGAAGCUACAUCUCUCGCAGGCUGAGCAGGGGUGCAUUACUGGGGGGUAUGGGCAACAUUGCCACUGUGGAACUAAGCAUCCCUGAGCAAGCGGUGGGCUGUUACUGCUGUCUGCUGGAGCAAGAGAAAUCUCCGGAACAGCCUGAGGCCGAUGGCAACGGCUGGGUGGUGUGUCUUCUCGGAGGAUCAGAGAAGGGCCUGAAUCUAUUCAGAAUUGAGCUGGACAAAUACGUCCAGGGUCUGCAGGGCGUUUUGACUCCAGAGAUGCAGAACUUGGAGACAGAUGUCAGACCCUACCUGAACCAGUGGUAUGAAGAGUCAGUAAUGCACAUUCACAGGGUGGUUCAGCUGUUGCAGACAAACGUUGGGUACCUUCUGCAUGCUGCUUUGAGUCACAAGCUUGUAGAGGUCACAGGGGCGGAUGAGAAGACAAAAGCAGAUGUAGCAAGAUUUAUCAAAGCAGCAAGCCUGCAGGGUCUAGUCCAGGAAGACACCACUACAGCCUCCCUCUGUAAGGCCAUUUCAGAGGACUCUAACACCAAUCUGAUCAUCAACUGCUCAACCAGCCCUCCCACAAUAACCAAUGAAGUCAGUAACCGGUUCUGUGAUGACUGGAUCCAGGCCUUCGUCAAUGCUGCUGAGCGCUUUAACCCUUUCCUCCUCCGUCAGAUCUUGGAGAACUUUAAACUUAAGGCCAUCCAGGACAUGAACAACCUGAAGCGCUUCAUCCGUCAGGCUGAAAUGAGCCACUAUGCUCUGUUCCGCUGCUGUCUGUUCCUGCAAAGCUGUGGAAACGGGGACGUGCUGCUGCAGAACGCACGCGCCGAGCACAGCAGCCUUCCCGAGGCCUAUGGAAUCAUAAAUGUCCUGGAGGAGUUCCUCGGUGAGCAGGCACAGGGCACGCUGUACUGACACCUCGCCGCCUGCAGGGGGCCACAAAGUUUCAUACACUCACCUGUCUGAGUGGUCUGCAUUUUGUGCACUUGAAAACACUAAAUAUAGUCCAUCUUUUUGUGUGUGUUGAGGUUUAACAGCAAAGAUUGAAAAAGAUUUUGCUAUGAUGUGCUGCUGUAUGUUGAUGUGGGUGCUUAAAAUUAUAAACUAAAUAGAUCCUAUAAAAUGGGCCAAUGAAAAAUACAUGUGAUUAAACUGACCGAUUCUUAAUAAUGUGUAUAUAAUAUUAACACAGUAGUGUUUAAAUGUGACAACUGAUUCUAGGAUGUAGUCUCAGCUGUGUAGCAGUCAUUGCUUAGAAGAUGUGUGAUUUUAAAACCAUUGUUCAGCCGACAAUCCCAUAUGAAGUUAAUCACGUAAUCAAGAAGCUCUGCACAAGCUAAUAGCCUAUUAUCAUUCCAAUCCAUUUCAGUAGAAAAAUGA